Messenger RNA from Micropterus dolomieu (smallmouth bass), 1087 nucleotides. RefSeq names its product myelin-oligodendrocyte glycoprotein-like. Lineage: Eukaryota; Metazoa; Chordata; Actinopteri; Centrarchiformes; Centrarchidae. The record is from RefSeq and is a predicted model, not a curated record. The transcript is spliced from 4 exons. Bases 50 to 772 code for a protein of 240 amino acids.
AGCUCAAUUGACGGAGGUAGAUUUGUGUUUGUCUCACUCGGCUGUUUUUAUGGUUCACUUCGGGAAUUUCAUGCUUGACUUUACCUUUUUUCCACUUUGGACUCUCGCCGUAUGUUUGAGUACGGCUGUCUGGACACCCAUUGAAGGUCAGCCUCGUGUGAUCGGGUCACUUCAGCCAAUCAUCGCUGCUCCGGGUGAUGACGUCAUCCUGCCGUGCCACCUGGAUCCUGCUUACAAUGUGGAGGAUCUGACGGUGGAGUGGUCGAAGCCAGAUCUCAAGCCCGACCCCUCUGAUCGUCUGAGCCGGGUCGACUACGUGCACGUUUACAGGGACGGACGUGAAAACCUGGACAUGAAGCUCCAGUCGUACUUCGGCAGGACGAUGCUGUUCACAGACGAACUGAAACGUGGAAACAUUUCUCUGAAGAUCACCAACGUGACGCCGGCUGAUGGAGGGAGAUACAGAUGUUUCAUCCCCAAGUUAAACAGCCAAGUGAAGGAGUCGAUUAUUCUACUUAUUGUUGAUCCACACUUUGCUAAAUCCUCGACGACAGAGACGCCGCUGCUUCCCACAAAUGUCCAAACUCCUGAUCCAAAGGAGGAGAUGGAUGUUAAAGGUGGUCGAUCCCAUCUGGGAUUUUGGAUCCCAGCUGUGGCUUUCUGCAUCUUACUUGCCCUGGGUGUUGGAGUUGGUGCUGGAUGUGUGUUUAAACAGAAGUUUCACAAAGUAAAUGUGAUGGAGAAGGAAAGCAAACAACUUGUCCCAGUAUGAUGUCACUCCAGACGAGCCACUUCCAGCCAAGGUGUCUUCCUAAAGAGCUUGUUAGUAUUUGAUGUUAACGGAGAUGAGAGCGUUUUGCACUUCUCCCCCUCUUGGAUCUUCCUCAUCAGUUUAGGGAUUCAGACCAGCAUCACCUCCAGCCACAAGUGGUUCCACUGGAUCAGCAGGAGGGAGCUCUUCAUGAUGGACACAGAUUACCAUCAGAAGGAACAUUAACAAUGUUGAAGGAGACUUUUUAAACCAGCGACAGAGACAAUAAACUGAUUAGUAAAGUGUUUACUGAGGGAAUAAAUCAUUUGAGAAGUA